Pleuronectes platessa (European plaice) is the source of this 5081-nucleotide messenger RNA. It is a transcript of the gene ripor3, whose product is annotated as RIPOR family member 3. The transcript has 28 exons. The record is from RefSeq and is a predicted model, not a curated record. Lineage: Eukaryota; Metazoa; Chordata; Actinopteri; Pleuronectiformes; Pleuronectidae. Bases 1024 to 4080 code for a protein of 1018 amino acids.
AGGAAAAGGACGGGAGGAGGGAUCCAGAAACGUUUUCCUCUGCAGCUACACAACACGAAAAGAAGGAGUGAAAGAAAGAAAGCUAGAGAAGGGAAGGAGUGGAGCGUGAAAUGGAGAUGAGGGGAGUGGAAGAUGGUUGGAAAGGUGCAGUUGAGAGAGUUUCCUCAAGGGAGAGCAGAAACUAACAGAGAGAGAGAGAGAGAGAGAGAGAGAGAGAGAGAGAGAGAGAGAGAGGAUACAAAAAAGAAGCAGAGUAGAGAAAGAGGAAGAGAUGAUGAGAAGGAAAAAGGCUGAAGUGGAUUAAUUGAAGUUGACAAAAGGAAAAGGGCAGAUUGUCAGAGCUGAAAGAAGAGGAGGAGAGAAACACUCUCAGGGAGUGGAGAAGAAGCUGAGGAGGAGGAGGAGGAAGAGGAGGAGGAAGAGGACUGGAAUAGUGAAGUGUGUGACAGAAGGAGAGAGAGAGAGAGAGAGAGAGAGAGCAGAUGUGAAGAGGACUAGAGAGAAGAGAGAGUAACUCACUGUUGUGUUUUUGGCUUCGUGUUGAAACCUUCUGGAGCUGGAGCUGCAGGACUGACUGCUAUCAGGACCGAGCAGACACACACACACAGACACACACACACACAGACACACACACACACAGACACACACACACACACACACACAGACACACACACACCCAGCUCCCCUGCAGUGGUGGAUAUGACUGGUCGGCUCUGUGGCGUGGUGGACCUGCACUGACAGUUGGGAGGAACCGGUUCUUCGUCCAGUCCGAAACAACAGAGGAGGAGAUGGAUGAGGAGAGAAAGAAAAUUCAACAUCACUUCUUUAUUUCCUCUCAGCUGAUUGAACAUUUGACCGACUCCCUCAGUUGUUCACGUUUAAAGCAGCUCACAACCUGAAACUAUUAAAGUUAAGCUGUCUCUGGAUUUCCUUUUUUAAAAAUGCAUGACAAGAUGAAGUGACUCCACCAGAACCCAAACUCCAGCUUUUGAUGUUUCCAUCGAACAGAACACAAAAACAAAGAUGUCGGUGAAGCUGCGAUUCGACUCCCCCUCGGACGGAGGUCUGGUGCACAGGAGCCGCUCCUUCACCGGGUUCAGCUCCCUGAACGCACGACGGCGUCCGUCCUCUGCACGAAACUCUCUCCGCUCCAAAGCCACGUCGGGGGGGAAGUCUCGGACACACAUGUCUCCCAGCAGAGCGGGUGGAGGGAUCUGGUCUCUGCAGCCGGACCAGGUGGACAGGGUCUUCCAGGCGCUGCGCAAAGGACUCAAGGAGUAUCUGGAGGGUCACCAGGCGGAGAUGGACUUCCUGUCGUCACAGCAGAGAGAGACCAAGAGAAACUCCAGACUGGCGUUUUUCUACGAUCUGGAAAAGGAGCUCCGAGCGCUGGAGAGACACAUACGUCGAUUGGAAUUUCAGAUCAGUAAGGUGGAGGAGCUGUAUGAGACGUACUGUAUCCAGUGGAGGUUGUGUCAGGGAGCCGUCAACAUGAAGAGAGCUUUCUCUCUGUCCCCGUCCACCAGAGCGUCCAGAGACAGUCUGCUGGAGCUGAGCCGCAACCACAGACACAGCCUGCAGGACAUGUCAGUGAUGGAGGGAGAGUUAGAAAUCCUCCUGGGAGAGCUACACAUCAAAAUGAAAGGUCUGAUCGGAUUCGCUCGACUUUGCCCUGGAGACCAGUACGAGGUGGUGGUGCGGUUGGGCCGCCAGCGAUGGAGGAUCCGAGGGAGGAUCGAGUCCGAUGACACGCAGUCCUGGGACGAAGAGGAGAUGGUCUUCCUCCCGCACAUACACCACAACUUCGACAUCAAGGUGACGGAGGCGAAGGGUAUUGGUUGGCUGCUGGUCGGCAUGGUGGCGUGUGCGAGCGCAGACUUCUUCGUGGCGCGGCCGCAGCUGAUGCUGGUCGACAUCACCGAACUGGGAACCAUCAAGCUGCAGCUGGAGGUCACAUGGAAUCCCUUCGACAGCGUGGAGAAGAUGAGGCCUCUGUCCGUCAGCAGACAGUCGGUGUCCAGCAGGAAGAGUUCCGUUUACAGCUGGACGGCCCCGAGUACCCCGUCCUUCACCGAGAAGUACUUCAUCUCGAUGGUGCGUGAGCUGCAGCAUCGAGACGGUUCCCUCCCGUCCCUCGUGUCCAGGACUCGUCACAACAGAGGAGACGUGUCCCUGCUCAGCUACAUGUCCGACCCCGUCCACAGCCCGCUGAGCGCCUACACCCCGAGUCUGACGCGGGCUCACAGUUACCCCUCCAGCCCCAGUCAGGGCCCCAGUCUGGGGGGAAGCCAGACCCAGCUCUCCCUCGGGGAGGAGGAGGGAUCCCUGGAGGGCUCCACGGGGGAGAGGGAGGGGAGGAAGAGGAUGGAUGAGAGGGAGGAAGAGGAAGAGGAGGAUGAGGAGGAAUGGGGAGGAGAGUUGGAGACGUCAUCGUCACCAGUGCAGAGUAAAACAGGAUCUCUGCAGAGGUCCAGUACUCCUGACAUCCUCAGACAGAACCCAGCUGGAGGAGCAGAUCCUGAGACUCCCUGUGCAGCUCUGAGGCAAAACCCCGUCAGUGAGCAGGUGACCCCAGAUCCUGAGUCCUGCUCCUCCCCGGCCUCCCCCACUCUCCCAGUCCAGCCCCCAGCAGCAGCACCGACCUCGACUAUGACGACGGCUCCGACGCCGGGGGGGUCGUGUGCGAGCGCUGCCCAGCGCAGGGCCCAGGCCCUCAGGCUGGGGGCCCUGAUCGCAGAGCUGGAGAAAACGUUACAGAACCAGAGUCGGUCGGAGAAAGAGCUGAGAGCGCUGGACCACCAGAUCCUGCACCUGGCGACCAUACUGAAGAACGACCUCUCCCUGCUGAGAAGCUCGUCCUCUGAGGAGACGCUGGCCGUCGAGGAAGUCCUUGGCAGCUUUGACUUCCUGUCACAUGACUUCAAUGCAGAUGAUGACACUUCCUGUCGGGGCAGCCUGAGGCUCAAAGACAGUGGCAUCAGCUCCUUCAAGCCGAGCACGCUGAGGAGCCGCGGCCUCCACUCCCACCACAGCCAAUCAGCUUCUGAGGAAGAACUGGUUAUUGCCCCACUGACUUCUGGGAACUGGGGUCUUGACCAGGCUCUGGAGACCCACCUGGAUAUUUGCCUCAUCCUGCUACAGAUGACGAGAGCCACAGACUUCAGCCUGUCGAGGACGGAUCUGCUGGAGGAGACGUCUCUUCAGGCCGACGUCCUGGACCGAGUCAGCGCUCUGCUGCUGGAGAAGAACGACCACAUCUCUGCUCGGGACGUCCUCCCUCCGGCCCAGAGAACGAGGGAUGUGUUGUUGUUCUGGGAGGAUUGUGCGAACGACAGCAGCUCUCUGUUCUGCUGUGACUCCAUCAGCUUCAUCAGGACGCUGAAGAGACGCUACACGCACAAGGUGAAGGCCAAGCAGCCCGGCCAAUCAGAGAAAGUGUUCUCUCAGCUCCUGCAGCAGGUGCAGGCGUCCUGUCGCACGGUGCCCGGCCCCCGGUCGCUCUGCACCCCCGACAGAGUCACCGUCUUCCAGCUGUCGGUUUAUCUGCAGCGCUGGAGCGUCCAGGAGCUGGGGGGGCACAUCUCCCGCCUCUCCAAGGAAGAGCACUUCCUGUCGGCCCUGAGGAGUCCCAAACGGCGGCGAGCUUUAAACAAACUGAGGGGGCGGGGCAUCGCAGAGCUCCUCCCACUGGGCUGCACGCUGCAGACCCUCGCCGCCCUGCAGGUCGACCCCAACCACAAAGUCUGCAAGGCUGCUGCCAACUGCCUCUGCAGAGCCGCAGGCUGCAAGGCCUUCAGGAGCAAGGCGCUGGUUUACUACACAGAGAGUUUGAAAAGCACUGAGGUUCAAAUCCAGCACGGCUCCUGUCUGGCUCUGAAGUGCCUCAGGGCGACAGAGUGUGUGGACCACAUAGCAGAUUUGUGGAGAUCAGCGGAUGAGGAUCUCCGCGGCGCUGCCCGACAGACCGUCCUCUCUUUUGGUAAGAAGGGCUUCUCGGCCUUCCAGAGGAUGGAGCAGCUGUACACGGAGAUGCAGGAGGAGGCUUUUCAGAACCAAGAGACGGAGAUCACGAUUCUAUAGGAAACUGUUUUUAUUUAAGAACAAAAGAUGAAACAUGAAGAAUCUCAACGAUCCUGAUUUACAGGACGAGAGACAUGAGGUCUAUGAGCCUGCACUGAAGGACAAAGCCUCUUAUUCUGAAAAACCUUCAGAAUAAAGGUGAUGUGAGCAGAGGAAGAGCUGAUGAUGGACAGACUGUCCGGUCAGAAAAGUCGCUUUUACUGGGACUUGAUUUCAGUCAAAUAUGAAAAAUUAUGUACAAAAAUAAAACCAAUCUGUUGUGUUACAAUCUACUUAAGUUUUUUAACCAGAUAAGAAAAUGAUUCCUGCUUAUCCAGAGCUGGGACCGUAUCUUUGAGUGUCAGAGCCAUGUGGGCCAAAGAAUCGGAGAUUUCUCGAAUAAAGAAAUAUAGACUUAAAACUUUAUUCUAACACUUUUACGACAACAUUCUAGUUCUAAUAUUAGGACUUAAUUGUCAUUACAACUUUAUUACUGUGAUUCUACAAUUUCAUUCUUGGAAUAUUUGAACUUUUUAUACAUAAUAUUCAAAUUGUAUUUUGUAAUAUAACAACUUUAUGCUGCAUAGUAUUAUGACUUUAUUAUGAAGAGCUCAGAUUUUUUGCUCUUGCUAAUACUCGGUUGUAAAUCUCUAUGGUUGUUUCACUGGAAAAUGAAGAAAACCAUUUAUUUUCACAUUGUGUCUCACAUGUGCGUUUGAGGGAAAUAAUGUACAAACAUAUCUGUGGUUAUGUGGCUGCAGCUGCUGCAGGUGAAGAGCCGCAGAACGAGUGGAGUUUGAUUUGAGACACAAACACAGGGGACAUUGACACGAAGGACAAACGAUUUUAUCUUAAUCUCCUUUUUCAAGCAUAAUUUGUAAAUAUAGUUUUAGUCCCAAUAAACAAGUUUGCUACAAACUAUGGUUCAGAGCUAAAAAUCAGGACACGAACAUUGUCACUUAUUAAUAUUUAAACCUCAUGAACUGUGUUUCUCCAGAGAAAAUAAAACUUUCUUUAGUUUC